Molecule: messenger RNA, 4899 nt
Organism: Alosa sapidissima (American shad)
Lineage: Eukaryota; Metazoa; Chordata; Actinopteri; Clupeiformes; Clupeidae
Gene: smtnb
Product: smoothelin b
Exons: 21
Coding region: 840-3698 (952 amino acids)
Biological process (GO): actin cytoskeleton organization
Cellular component (GO): microtubule organizing center; filamentous actin
Molecular function (GO): protein binding
Source: RefSeq, a predicted model, not a curated record
AAGGGCGGGCCUUGGAAACGCACAGGGCGAGAGCAAUCACUAGGCUACUACCUGGUGACAUGUAGACGGCUGUAGCCUAACGAAAGAAAAACUAUCAACAAUAAAACAAAUAUUAGGCGCAGUCCUCUUUUCUACUUUUUUCGGUCUGAUUCAAUGGGCUACAAAACGAAUAGACUGAGCAGGCAAGAAGGGACGUUUAGGUUGGUUAAAGCCAUGCGCUCACCCAGACUGAACAGUGCAUUUAUCAAAACUAACAGUUUUACUUUGUAAACUCAACAGGUGAUAAAGAGCAUCGGUUGAAUAUUCGUGGGAGCGUGCACUGCAUCUGAAAUAGCGGUUAUAUCAGUUGGCUAUUUCAUGAUUGCCUACAAAUGCUGACUCAAUCCUUGUCUCUGGGACUUGGUUGGUGUGGAAAUGUAGACACAGUGAAAGUUUGAUAGCAUUUUUGGGACUCGAAAGGCUCACGAAAACUUCCUUCAUUCAUAGACCCAGAAAGAAUUCCCCAGAGACCGUUGUCCACGCGCCGUUCCACUGAAAGCACAAUGGAUAAAAAGUGUCCUUAGCCUUCUUUAGAGCAACCCGAACACGACCUUCAUUUAAUCUCUUGAUAUCCGUCUCCAGAGUCAGCAGUUCCAAACGGUAGCAAAACCUGUGGGCGAAGUUUCAAACGGACCGCCUUCUGGGACAUCAAGUCUGCAACUUUGUUACUGUUCGCUCAGUAGCGAAUUUCUCAUCGUGUGGUGAAAGAAAGAUCACCAGCUGUCUGGGAAGAUAUUCACCAAGCUUGACUUUACUUGAAACUUUCUGACUGGACCGUUGUCCCGGCGGUGACCGGCAGCAUGACCGAUAUAAACUACUCAACCUUGGACGAACCGUCUCUACGAAAUUUGCUGGAGGGGACUCUGGACCUGGAGGAGCGGCGGGUGAUCCGAUCGGCCAUUCGGGACCUUCGCAGGCGGGAGAUUGAGGACAUGGAAGCAGCCCUCCGCAGCAAGCGCUUCAGACAUGGCCACCAUCACCAUGACGACAAGGAGAACCAGCACCGGUCAGAAUUGGCAGAGUCAUUGAAUGUUCUGUCAGGAAAGCUUCAGUCCAUCCAUGACAUUGAAGAGCUCACAAGGAUGUUGAGAGGAGCCAUGAACUAUGAAGAGAGGAAACUGAUCAGAGCUGCAAUCCGUCGUGAAAGGGAGCAAGAGAUCCAGGGGGCUACAGCGAAGAUUUCGGGCCAUCCAGCGGAACGGAGACCUUCCCAGAAUUCUGAGCAGCUCCGGCCAAACUCCGAUAACGUGGAGAGAGAGAGCACAGAGGAGCGAGAGCCAAUCAAAGCACCGGUCCAGCAGCUCAACAGUCAAUCACUUCCACAGGACCAAGAACUGCACCCAACAGGGCCCUCUUCUGAUAUGGUUCUGGUUCUGGACCCGCUGGUCAGGGAGAAGGUCUCUGCUCCCCCAGGGUCACGGCCUCCGCAGGACUCCCCGACCUCCGACCCGGAAGUGAUCCCCUCCUGCCCGCGCCAGCGCUGUGACUCUGGCCAAUCGGAUCGGUCUAAUGGCAGCUUUGGGCGUCGCCCGGGUCGGGACUCCCCGUGCUCUGAGCGCAGCGCCCAGCGCGAGAGCCCGUCCCCCUCCAGCACUGACUCGGAGGUGGAACAGGAGAAGGACCCCCAGCCCAGCGCCGACGCACCAGACGGAGCCGCGCUCUCCACCAAGGCCCUGGGCUCCAGCAGCCUGCCCAACGGCCUCCGAGACUGCAGCACCGAGCAGGUGUCUGUGACCAGAGAUGCCCCUCUUACCACUCUUACCAAUGGCAAGGAGACAGGCUCCAGUAGAGUGGCUGCUCCACUGGCUCGGCCCAACUCCGUCCGGGACCGCAUGCGCAAGUUCACCGAGCCCGCCCAAAUUGAAGCCCCACCCCCGAGGCGGGGGUUGCAGCGCUCCGUCCGCCCACUCUCUGCCCACCUCGGCGAGAAAACAGGGCGCCCAGAACCUCAGGCUCAAAAGAGCCCCUCCCCUGCAGCUCUCGUCCAAUCACAGCAGGCCGUGGGCGGGACGGGAAAGCCCGCUGGAGGGGUGGACGUGGGGGGCCAGUCGCAGGGAGGCAGCCCAGAGCCGGAGAGCCCUAAGACGGGGAGAGCCGUGACAGCCAGUCCCGGGGAACCAGAGGCCCAGGAGCAGCCACCCGAGACACUGAGGCAGGCGGACGCACAGGACCCGGCCGACGACAUGAAGACCUUCCUGACCAUCGAGAUCAAAGAUGGACGCACCACAAUCAAUCAGCAGCCUCAGACCAGGACCAUCACACACAGCAGUGCUGGGCCACAGAGAGCAGAGCUGACGCUGGGCCUAAGAGCCACUCCUUUCAAGAUCUCCACACAGAGCAUCUCCACUGGGCCCUCUUUCAAGGUGGAGUCGGAGCCAGCCAUGUUCGUGGUGGAGCCCUCCGUGCCCAACGGCUCCUCGGCUAAAUCCCUGACCUCGGAUCAGUCCCGGAGCUCGUCCACCAUUGCUCGGGCCCAGGAGCACACCAUCCGCGUGGUCUCGGACCAGUCCCACGCCUCAACCGCCCCGGCCAGAGCCCAGGAACACGCCAUCACGGUGAUGACGGAGCAGUCCCACGCCUCCUCUACCUCCACUCACGCCAAAGCUCAGUUGGAGAGCAGUGGGCGGAUCACUGCAGAGCAGCUGGAGGCCAUUGAGGAUGAGUUGCUGCUGGAUAAAAUGCUUGAUGAAUCCAAAGACUUUGAGGAGCGCAAACUGAUCCGUGCUGCCAUGCGGGAUCUUCGGAAAAAGAAAAGAGAGGCCAAACUGGGAUGCAGUCAGGAGGAGAUCGACCUCCGUGAGAAGGAGCGGGAUCAGCGCCUGGAGGAGCUGAGGAAGCAGAGAGAGGAGCGUGCUCAGAAGGGCAAGGCGGGAGAGAUGGUCACCAAAAAGGUGGAGAAGUCAGCCGACGGCUCGACAGUCAGCCAGGUCACUAAGACCAAUCGCUUCGCCCACUCAGAUGACGGCAGCAGGUCAUCCCGUAGCAGCGUAAUGGAGUCCAGCUAUGUGCAGAAGACGGACAAGGGGCUGCUCCAGAGUAAAUCCUACAGCUAUUCGUCCUCAUCCUCCAGCUCUGGGAAGAAGGUUGGUAGUGUGUUUGAUCGUGAGGAUGACUCCGCAACGGAGCGCCGACGGAUUGAGAGGAGUAAGGAGCUGAUGAGGGCGCAGACGAUGCCCAAGAGCACAGCCAAUCAGGCGCGCAAGGCCAUGAUGGAGAAGCUGGAUGCAGGAGGUGCGGGUAACCCUGCUGUGGCGCGGGUGAAUAAGGUGCAGCGCUCCACCAGCUUCGGUGUGCCCAACGCCAACUCCAUUAAGCAGAUGCUGCUGGACUGGUGUCGUGCCAAGACUCGUUCCUACGAAAAUGUGGUAAUCCAGAACUUUUCGACGAGCUGGUGUGACGGCAUGGCCUUCUGUGCGCUGGUACACAACUUCUUCCCCCAGGCCUUCGACUACGACAGCCUGAGCCCCGCCAACCGCCGACAGAACUUCCAGCUGGCCUUCAGCACAGCUGAGGAGCUGGCAGACGUGCCGUGUCUGCUCGACGUGGAGGACAUGGUGGGCAUGCGCGAGCCGGACUGGAAGUGCGUGUACACGUACCUGCAGGAGUUCUACCGGGGCCUAGUGCUCAAGGGCCUUGUCAAGACCAAAGGCUCGGCCUGACCUGACGGGCCACGCCCCCACGGGAAUAUGCUAACUGCAUGCCUCUCUUGGAGGUCGAGGACAUGAUGAUUAUGGGGAACAAGCCAGACUCCAAGUGUGUGUUCACUUAUGUACAGUCGCUUGUCAACCAUCUGCGUCGCGUCGAGAUGCGCUCUCAAGCACAAUCUGACAUGUGACCUGCCCACACACACUUCCUUCAUACACAGAGUGACGCUGUUUUUAAAAGAAAAGAAACUAAGUUAUUUUAUUGUUUUAACCUCAAGAGAGCAGUUCCCUCCCAACAGUGAUAUCAGGACUAAAAUUAAGAUUUUUUUUUAAUAAGCAAAGCUAAAUGAACGAUGUGUGUACUGUAUGUAGCUGUACCAGAGGAUAGCAGAGGGCUGUGUGUAUUUUAAUUCCCUCGCUGAUGCUGUAUUUGAUGUUAUUUAGCAUCCACAGGCGUACAUGUGUUAAAGAGUAACAUGCAGACUUGUUCUGUUUCCUGUGUUCAUAUUAUUGGAUGGUGUUCAGAUUCAGAUGUUGUUAUUAUUAGUUCUUGUUAUUCCAGAAUGUUGUUAUUCCAGGAUGAUUUUUAUUUAAAUUGAUACGGAACACAGGUGUGGAGCGCAGUUGGCCACACUGCGGACUUGACAUCACACUGCUGAGACCUGACGUCUCAGCCACUGAGUGAGGUAUUCUGAGAGAGAACUCCAGAUUGCAGUGUGGGGUCUUUAGCACACACACACACACACACAAACACCCUUGCACAAGCAUGACACACUCACUCACACUCGAGUGUCUAUUUAUGGUUGGAUUGUUUUGUUGUGUGGGUGUACAGAUUCACGUUGACACAUUUCACAUACUUUUUGUCAUCCCAAAAAUGGCAGACUACUGCCACAGUCCAAAGCUAGUGGAAUCCCUUAAGUGUGUUUGUAUUUUUAUAUCUCGCUCACAAGAACUGUGGGGAGCCGUGAGCAAUAGCUAUGGGCCAGCUUUUUGGAUUCUAUAAGGAGUAUGAAAAAUUAGCUCUGUUUGUUUUGUAAAGAGUUUAGCAUCCCAAGGAUAGCUGCAGUGAAGCUGGUUCUGAAUCACUACCGUGUGCCGAGUCUGUCCCUCACUGUUAGUAGAUUCUGUACAUACUCAUAAAGAUUGCUUAGCGCUAGCGCAUAUCCCUCUCUGAAACACGUCAUUUAACCAUUAAAACAUACUUUAAGGAACUAAA